Molecule: messenger RNA, 591 nt
Organism: Blumeria graminis f. sp. triticale
Lineage: Eukaryota; Fungi; Ascomycota; Leotiomycetes; Helotiales; Erysiphaceae
Source: the annotation of a GenBank genome assembly
AUGCUGCUCGAUGAAGAUCCCGCAACUCUUAUUCAGCAUACCGUUGGAAAUUUUAAUAUCCAGCCAGAUAAACUCGCCAUUUCCCGCAUUCACGAGUCCCUUUCAACUCUUCAGCAAGCGCGAGACCUCCGCAUUCGGGAAUCUCAAAGUGCAUUAAACAAGCUCAGCCGUACUCUCACGACCCUCAAAAAUAAUUACUCUGAAACCGUUUCGUCCCAUUCCGUCGCUGCCCAUGCUUCUGAGAUUGCAGCGCUAGACAGCCAGAAGUUCAGGUGUGCCAAGGCAGCCAGUGACUUAGAAAUUGAAUGCGAGAGACUUACUUCACAGUUGACCGAUCAGCAAAUACGACUACAGGAUUUAGAACGUCAAGGUGUAGAGGGAGAGCAUAUACGGAGAGAUCUAAUUCAAGAUGAAAUUACCUUGAAACUCAAGGUAUAUCGCGGACUAGGUAUUGAAAUAGACCACGACUCCGACAGUGGUCACAUUAAGGCAGUAAUACGAAAUGUAAGGAAAGGCGAUGUACAUAUAGUUAACUUGGACCAAAAGUUUUCGAGGUUCUUCUACGCAAACCUUCUGUGGCAGUCAAUUUAA